Dentiscutata heterogama is the source of this 756-nucleotide messenger RNA. NCBI's taxonomy places the organism in Eukaryota, Fungi, Glomeromycota, Glomeromycetes, Diversisporales, Gigasporaceae. The record is from the annotation of a GenBank genome assembly.
AUGCAAAUUAAAGAUAAAGUCGCAAUUGUCACAGGUGGUUCGAAUGGUUUUGGUGCUGCUUUAGUUAGACGACUCAUUCAUGAAGGUGCCCGAGUAAUUAUUGGCGAUAUUGAUAAAAAGGCAGGACAAGAGCUUGAAACAGAGUUGAAUAAAAACAAUAAAAUUAAUGCAAUAUUUGUCUUUUGUGAUGUAACAAAUUUCGAACAUUUACGUCAAUUGUUCGAAAUUGCACAGAAUAAGUUUGGAGGUGUUGAUGUAAGUAUCGUGUGCAAUAAUGCAGGAAUUGCACAAGAAAAUGAAUUUUAUGAUCAAACUGAUCGUUGGGUAAACACUAUUAAUAUUAAUUUAAAUGCGGUAAUUAAAGGUACACAAUUAGCAAUUCAAUUUAUGAAAAAACGUGGUGGAGGUGUUAUCGUAAAUACAGCUUCAAUGUCUGCAUUUUAUCCAUUGACCGUUGCACCAGUAUAUAGUUCCACAAAACGUGCUGUUGUUGGUUUCACGCAAUCACUACGUGAUCUAAACGAUACUGAUAAAAUUCGGGUUAAUGCCAUUGCACCUUCGUUUGUUGCUACGCGUUUGACACAAGAAAUGAAGUCAAAACAAUUUGAAGAAAUGAUUAAGAAAACUGGUUAUGUUCAUAUUGAUGAAGUGAUUAAUGCUUUUAUAAUGGCUAUACAAGAUGAUAAAUUUGCGGGUGAUAUCAUCAUGGUUCCAAAAACGAACAGAUUAAAAAUUUUGCCAAGGUCGUCCUUGUAA